This is a messenger RNA of Gopherus flavomarginatus (Mexican gopher tortoise), 4954 nucleotides long. It is a transcript of the gene MAP3K7, whose product is annotated as mitogen-activated protein kinase kinase kinase 7. The transcript has 17 exons. Gene Ontology annotation, biological process: positive regulation of canonical NF-kappaB signal transduction; JNK cascade; protein phosphorylation. The record is from RefSeq and is a predicted model, not a curated record. Lineage: Eukaryota; Metazoa; Chordata; Testudines; Testudinidae. Bases 156 to 2009 code for a protein of 617 amino acids. Gene Ontology annotation, molecular function: MAP kinase kinase kinase activity; ATP binding; magnesium ion binding.
CCGCGCGGCCCCAGUAGCCCGAGAUCGCCGCGGAUGCGGCCUCGCCCCGCGCGGCGGCCCAGGAGGCGCCUCCGCCAGGCCCUCGCUCCCCAGAGCCUGUGCAGCUGGGGGCCGCCGCUCCUCUGCCCUCUCCUGCCGCGGUUGCCAGUGAAGGGAUGUCUGCUGCCAGCUCCGCUGAAAUGAUCGAAACUCCCCCAGUCCUCAACUUCGAAGAAAUUGUUUACAAGGAGAUUGAGGUGGAAGAGGUUGUUGGAAGAGGAGCCUUUGGUGUGGUCUGCAAGGCAAAAUGGCGAGGAAAAGAUGUAGCCAUUAAACAAAUAGAAAGUGAAUCUGAAAGAAAGGCCUUCAUUGUGGAGCUUCGACAGUUGUCACGUGUGAACCAUCCUAAUAUUGUCAAGUUAUAUGGAGCCUGUCAGAAUCCAGUGUGUCUUGUUAUGGAGUAUGCUGAAGGAGGUUCUUUGUACAAUGUGCUGCAUGGUGCUGAGCCUCUGCCUUAUUAUACUGCUGCACAUGCAAUGAGUUGGUGUUUACAAUGUUCCCAAGGAGUGGCAUAUCUUCACAGCAUGAAACCAAAGGCUCUAAUUCACAGGGACCUGAAACCGCCAAACUUGCUGUUGGUAGCUGGUGGGACAGUUCUAAAAAUCUGUGACUUUGGUACAGCCUGUGAUAUUCAAACACACAUGACCAACAAUAAGGGAAGUGCUGCUUGGAUGGCACCUGAAGUUUUUGAAGGUAGCAAUUACAGUGAAAAAUGUGACGUAUUCAGUUGGGGUAUUAUUCUUUGGGAAGUAAUCACCCGUAGGAAACCUUUUGAUGAGAUUGGUGGCCCUGCUUUCCGCAUCAUGUGGGCAGUUCACAAUGGUACUCGACCACCACUGAUCAAAAAUUUACCUAAACCUAUUGAGAGUUUAAUGACUCGUUGUUGGUCUAAGGAUCCUUCACAACGACCUUCCAUGGAAGAAAUUGUCAAAAUAAUGACACAUUUGAUGCGGUACUUUCCAGGAGCUGAUGAACCUCUGCAGUAUCCUUGUCAGUAUUCAGAUGAAGGCCAAAGCAACUCUGCCACUAGUACAGGCUCGUUCAUGGACAUGACUUCUACAAACACCAGUAACAAGAGUGAUGCUAACAUGGAACCAAGUGACUUUCAAGGAACUGCUACCAAUGAUACCAUUAAACGCUUAGAAUCAAAACUGGCACAGCAAAUGAAAAAUUCAGCGAAGCAGUCGGGUGACCCUGGCCGUUUGAGUUUACCUCCGUCUCGCGGGAGCAGCGUGGAAAGCUUAUCAGAUGUUCGUGGACGACCACAGUCAACUCUUGUUUCAGGAGAAGGCAAGAGGAUGAGUGCUGACAUGUCUGAAAUAGAAGCAAGAAUUACUGGUACAUCGGCCUAUUCCAAGCCUAAACGGGGCCAUCGUAAAACUGCUUCAUUUGGCAACAUUCUGGAUGUCCCUGCAAUCAUCAUACCAGCAGGAAACGGGCAACAGAGGCGGAGAUCCAUUCAAGACCUUAGCGUUGCUGUAACAGAAUCCAAUCAGGAGAGCAGAAACAGCAGCAGGUCAUCUAGUCCUAGUGUGAGAAUGAUCACUACCCCAGGACCAACCUCUGAAAAGCCAGCUCGUAGUCUUCCAUGGACACCUGAUGAAUCUGCAGAUACCAAUGGGUCAGAUAACUCCAUCCCAAUGGCAUAUCUUACACUAGAUCACCAGUUGCAGCCUCUAGCACCAUGCCCAAACUCCAAAGAAUCUAUGGCUGUAUUUGAACAGCACUGUAAAAUGGCACAAGAAUAUAUGAAAGUUCAGACAGAAAUUGCAUUGCUGUUACAGAGAAGACAGGAGCUAAUAGCAGAACUGGACCAGGAUGAAAAAGACCAGCAAAACACUUCCCGUCUGGUACAAGAACAUAAAAAGCUUUUAGACGAAAACAAAAGUCUUUCAACUUACUACCAGCAAUGCAAAAAACAGUUAGAGGUCAUCAGAAAUCAGCAACAGAAACGACAAGGCACAUCAUGAUUCACUGGGACCUUUCAAAUCAAAAAUAUGCACAGAAAAGACUUUUGUAUUAUCCCUUAUUAUGACAGCUCAUGAGUGUUAGCCUCUUGAUGUGUUCAGAAUGCCUGUAUUUGUCUACUGCACUUAGAACGUCAUUUAUUUUCCUUUUCUUAUGGUGAACAUUCAGUUCAACAGGUUUAUUGAAUGAGGUGGGAGAACAGUGACUUGAAUUAAUCACCAGCACUCAGCUUACACAAAUACAGUGAACUGUGGCUGUACACGUGCUCAGUGUGUGAAAGCUAGCCUAACAAAAGAAUUAAAAUGGCUGCUAAAUUGUAAGAUCUUGUUUUAAUUUCUGAUGUUACCUCAAUAAGAGCAAAACAAAAACUUCUGUUUUAGAAUGGUUUUGUUCUUGUGUCUCAUCUCAAACAAAUUUACGACAGUCAUUCUCUCAUGCACCAUGCUGCAGAGCUGAUGUUGAUUGACCAGAGUAAUUCAUGAUGCGUUAGUGAUACGUUUAACCUGUAGAUUUAGUGCGUUUUUCCACAUGCAAAAUGGUAGUCAGACUGAUGCCAGGAUCACUGGUUCAGUGCUUGAUAGCACUGCAUUUUGACUAAUAUAAUUCUUGUAAUCUUGCAUUCAUAAAAUAUUUGAAGCAAAAGGCUGUAUUUUCUUUACUUUUUUGGGGUGAGGAGUGGGAUGGCAUGCAGUUUCACCUAAUCAUACUGGGCAAAAAAUUAUGAUGGUGAUUCAUUGAGCAAAGUGGGUCUCUUGUAUAAAAGGAGGAAAAAAAUCAAAAUGUGUGGAAGCAUGUGUUAACCUUUAAAGCUUUUAUGCCUGUAGCAUCUUUGGAAGCCAAUUCAGAGGGCAAAUGAAUAUAAAGUUCUAUAUAAUCAUUCCCUUCAUAUUAGUUAUUGGGAUCUUUUUGAUCCCUUAUUGAAAUGCUGAAAGGACAACGUCCGUAUUCACCAUACAUGUAAAUAAGUUUGUUUUGGAUAAAGAGCUGAGGACUUGAGUAAUUUUUAUUUAUUUUUAAAUACAAAAACAUGAUAUGAAGUAGGGAAAGCAGAUGGACGAAGCUGGUAAGAAAAUGAGAGAAAUGGCUUAGUCUGCUUUGUGAAUCCUAGUUAUUUCAGUCCUUUGAGAAUGUUCAAAGCAAGCCUGCCACAGAAUGCCUGCUGCCUUUGUGACUGAAGAGUUGCAUUUAACAGACUCAAACAAAAUAUGGAAUGGUCAGUAUCUGUAUUUGCCAUGACUAUGUGAUCAGAAAUCACCGAAAAUGGAUUGUUUGUUUGGAUUAUAAACUAACUUUCAACUGAGUCACUUUUUAAUAGAAUCCUAAACUAUUUUUACGUUUCUCAGUCUCAGGUUUUAAUAACAUUAAUCUUUUGCAAAGAUAAAAUGAAAACUUAAUCUAUUCUAUCAUCAAAAUACCAGCAAGAUGAUCAAAAGUUUGUGAUGAUUGGGCUUCAUUUCAGAUGAAUUAAUUAAUGCAGGAGUUUGUUAGUAGCGCUUGGUAAAAUACUUAGUUGUAAAAACCUCACUACUUUUCUCUUCUGCUCUUCUUCCUAUCUGAUAAAUGUUGAUAUUAUUGUGAAUGUAUAAGAAUAUCAAAGAUGAAGGAUACCUUACUGAACAGUGUCAUUCUAACUUUAAAAUAAACCUAUUAUUGGCAAGCCUUUCGGGAGUUAAAACCCUUCCCUCACUUUAUUUAAAUAAAGGAAGGGUUAUCAUUCCCGAAACCUUAGCAGAUAAUUUGAUUAGUUAGCUGAAACUGAUAUUGGGAUCAACUUAAGGGCACACAUAUUUAUAGCAAAAUAUAAUUGGCAGAGAAAAUAACUGUAGUAUUAGGAAUAGCACAAGUGAUCCAAAGCAUUGCUGUUUGCAUACAUCUGUCCAUCUACCAAAAUGGACAUAGUGCUCAGCAGCUUUUUAGCAUGUGUUUAAGCAUGAAGUAGAGGAGAAUGAAUACUAAUGCUUGACUUCAUGUGCAUGGUUAAUAAUUGCAAAAUCAUUUCCCAGGACAGUUAUUGAGGUUCUUCUGUGUCAUAGUGAAACUUGUUUAAAUAAAUUAAUAUUAACACUUCAUAUGCAAAGUCACUUUAUGGCAAAAUUUGAAUAAUGGAAGUGAAAGCAAUGCUAACUUCAUUUAAUGGUACAUAAUACAAAAGUCUAAGUUAGAACUUUGCUUAUAACCUUUUAAGUUUACAUUGAAAAGGGUCUCAGACUGUAAAAUAAGUAAUGUACACUGUGUGGAAUUCAGCUCCAUUUACUGCUUAGAUUGUGUUGCCAUUCUAAUGAUAUUUUCCAGAGAGAAUAUAGAGUUCAUGUCCUUUUGCCUUUCAACCUUCCCUUCCCUAAUUCCACCAAAAAUUUGAACGAUUUGCCCCCACUUUCUCAGUGAAGUCUUCUGUGUGGGCAAAAUCCUUGUACAUCUCCCCCCGGCAAAUCUGGAGGAUAGCAAUGGCUAUUUGAGCCAAGGAGAACUAACAAUUUAUCUUCUUGUGACUUCAGCAUUUUCAAAAGGCUUUUGUUUUUAAGUUGUUUACAAAUGUGCUUUUAUUUUUUUCUGUUAAGCUAUUUUGGAGUGUUCAGGACAUAUUUUUCAUGUCAUCUUUUACUCAGUUAAAGCUAGCCCUCUAGUUGUGGAUGUGUAACAUCUAGUUUUGUCUGGGCGCUGCCUCCUCAUUCUCAAAACGGUAACAGGUUCUGCUUUUUGUCAAAAUAUGUGUUGUGUAAGACAUUGUGUAAUGAAAGUAUGCUUCUGUAUACUGUGCAAUUUUACCAAAAAUGCUUUUUUAGGCUUUAUUUUUGUUUUUUGAUGAAAAGUUGAAGAUUGUAAUUCAAAACUUGUACAUAAAAUGGUGAAUGAUUUCAUAUGAUGUGGGAAUGAGCAGUGUGGCUUUCUGCUACAGGGGUGUAUUACAUUACCAGGAAUCAAAUUAAUAAAAGCUGAGAGACUUUAA